This is a messenger RNA of Helianthus annuus (common sunflower), 1458 nucleotides long. RefSeq lists its product as uncharacterized. The coding region runs from base 1 to 1458 and encodes 485 amino acids. The transcript has a single exon. Lineage: Eukaryota; Viridiplantae; Streptophyta; Magnoliopsida; Asterales; Asteraceae. The record is from RefSeq and is a predicted model, not a curated record.
AUGGAGGAUCGUCUUCCUCAUGAUGAUGGCGGCAAACUAAAAUACUCCUUUGAGGGUUUUGCCAGCCGUAUUAUGGAUGUUGACGGAACUAAGUGGUUACCGCGUCGGGGAUCAGUUCAGGUGCCUCAGACCGAACUCAGGAAGCCUCACGUUGUUGAGGAACGUUCAAGCAGCAAUGUUUCAGAUCAGGGGGAGAAGGUGCGAACGGCAUCUAGGGUUUCGGAUAAUGUGAAUUUUGGUCAGGAGUUUCAGGUUAACCGAAGUGCUGAAGAUAAAAGCUCAACUCCGAAGUCUUAUGCAGAUUCGGUUGUGGCAGCAAACCCUGUCAAGGUAAAUUUCAGAACUCUUGCUAGCCCUGAUUUGCAUGAAGGCUGUGAUGUGGUGCUUCCUCGAGACUCUAUUCGGGCUGUUCAGGACAAGUUAGCAUAUACUCUCUACGGUUACUUCUUGGGGGAUCGAGUUGCUUACCCAGUAGUGGAUUAUUAUGUACGGAAUAAUUGGAAAAAGUUUGGAUUGCAAAAAUCCAUGAUGAAUGCCAAUGGGUUCUUCUUUUUCAAGUUUGCGGAUGAAGCUGGGAUGAUGAAUGUGCUUAAGGAGGGUCCUUGGAUUAUCCGAGCUCAGCCUAUUUUUCUAAAUAUUUGGUCUCCAACUUCAAAACUUGAAAAGAAGGAGGUAAAGAAAUUGCAAGUGUGGGUCAAAAUACAUGAUGUUCCGAUUGUUGCUUACACGGAGGAUGGAUUGAGUAUGAUUGCUACGGCUAUUGGCGAGCCGAAAUUGUUGGACACUUACACUUCAUCAAUGUGUAUGGAUUCGUGGGGAAGGAGUAGUUAUGCUCGAGCUCUGUUAGAAAUCUCAGCUGAUAAUGAUUUUAAGGAUGAGAUAGUUGUAGCGAUUCCAAACCUGGAGGGUGAAGGUUUUUGUAAACAGAAACUAUAUGUGGAGUAUGAAUGGAGUCCUCAUAGAUGCUCUCACUGUAAAGUCUUUGGCCAUUCUGAUGAUACUUGUCCGAGGCAGACUAGGAGGGCUCCUAAAGAGCCUACGAAGAUCCUGAAACAGCAGGUUGGGAACAAUACUCGUAAGCAAGAGAAAUCGCCUGUUGUAGACAAGGAUGGUUUCAUGGAUGUGGAUCGCAAGAAAGUGGCGAGAAAAACUGGAUUUCCUGUUAAUAAGCAGAAGCAGAAGUUUGAAUAUAGGCCGGUUGGUCCGAAACCGAAUGGGGGGGCUUCAUCUUCGGUUCCUCCAUCCAAGGUUAAAAUUCAAAAUAGGUUCGGUGCGUUACUGGAUGAAGAUCCGGUUUGGGGUUCUUCAAGUAAUGCACACCAUGAUCAGCAGGAUUCGGAUGAUGAGGAGGUUCUUGAAGCUUAUAACGAAACUAGUGAUUUUAUGACUUCGGGUACAUCUCCUUUGUCUUCCAAAGCAGGGGCAAGCACCUCCUCCACAAAAAUUUUCAAUGGAUAG